This is a messenger RNA of Serendipita indica DSM 11827, 1746 nucleotides long. Lineage: Eukaryota; Fungi; Basidiomycota; Agaricomycetes; Sebacinales; Serendipitaceae. The record is from the annotation of a GenBank genome assembly.
AUGUCCAAGCUCUGCGUCCUCAGAGGAAGAUCCAAAUUCAAGGAUCAGAAACUAGUCAUCGAAUUUCUCAAAUGUGGACCCAAAGAGGCCAAUAAAUGGGGACACUGCUGCAAGCACUCGGAUGAUUCUGUUUGCGUCGAUCCAAUCGAAUGCGAACUGUUCACCUAUUACAACCCGCGGUUUACUUGGAGGACUGUGAUCAUCGGGCAUGCAUAUAUCGAGCCAGUAAAGGGUGGAAAGCGCAAGACUGUGGGGACUCUGCUGGCUGACAUUAUCGAUCGUGAGACGAUUAGAGAUGUGUGGUAUGAUCACAUGUGCGCUGUAUCCCCUAUACAUCUCCUCAUUGCCGGGACGCUGUUCGACCGCCAGGGUUAUAUGGACCCCGAACUCUACGACGACGAGAUCAAGAAAGGGAGCGGCGUGUUUGGAAAAGAGAUCGGAGAAGGGAGACUGUUACAUCUUGAAAGUAUCGUGGUGGACAAAGAUUAUCGUCGACAAGGCAUUGGGGCUAAAUUGAUGAGCGGACUGCACAAGGUCGCAAAGAAGGAGCAAGUAUCGUUCAUCUUUGCCUUCCCCGACACUGAGACGCAGGACUUCGUCGCAUGCGCGCGCUCGGUCGGAUAUCGACAUGUCGCACGCACAAGAGUGAUCGCAUAUGCAGUAGAUCAACAGCACCCUUCGAGGAAACUGGACAAGAGUCUUGACCCCGAGCCAUUUGCCUAUUAUCAUCAAGCUCAUCUGUUUGACUACUCGACGCCAGUCUGUCUCGUCAUCAGCAGAUACAUACCCAAAUUCGCUGUGCAAAUUCUUCAGAAGUUUCCUCUCGACACCGAUUGGACCGAACGCGAUGACGGUGGAAUGACACCCCUUCAUCUUGCUGCAAAGGGCAUCUCACCAGAGCUCCUUAUGUUUCUUCUUUCCAAGGAGACCACAUACGCAUGUAUACAUCAGCGCACGACAUUCGGGGACACGCCGCUUACGGCCUUGAAGUCGUCGGCGAGGCGUGUUCGCGAUAUGCCGAUGGGAAUUCCUGCACCGAAUUUGGAUAAUUGGAGGGGUUAUGCAGAAGAUUACGUAGAAUGCUACAAGCUGCUCAUCUCUGCUAUGAACGAACCGUGGGAUGAGGAGCUUGAGAAGCGCGUUCGCUUCGGGUGCAGCUGUGGACACUGUCUCGAAGGUGUGAUGUCCCCACGCGUUAAGUUCUAUAUCCUUGCAUAUAUUUAUGAAUCAGCUCGGAUCAUCAAGACACGAUGGGGCGCAGAAACUAAUGAAAACAUCGCCAAAGUUGUCUCUGGAAUCUUUGCUCAUCUACCUCCUACGCUCUCCGAUGUCAGUAGCGAGGAGCCGUUCCAACGAGGCUUCGCGACACUCCUCGAAUAUAUUGGCAUCUGCCUCGAAGAAAACGAGAUUCCGACUGCGGAUAAAGUGGGCAAGAAGCUCGAUUGGUACAGAGAUAUGGGCGAGGGAGAGGACACCCAGAGAUAUCUCAACCUUGGUGGGACGAUCAACGAUGCGUUGAGCUAUCUCUUUGCUGGAUGCUGCUACAAGACAUGGAGUGCUGUGUUUAAAGAGUUGGACGAGGCGAAGGAGAUUCCCCAUUGUGAUAACGACGACCUCAUCACGCCAGUACGCCUUUUCGCCUGCGGCACGAUGGAAACCGAACGGCCAAAAUCAACGCUUGAAUCCAUCCCUCUUGAUGCCGUUCUCGGUCAGAUGGUCGACAUGCUGACGGGGUACCAUUUUUGA